CCACUUCCGGCGCGCUCCCGGCCUGCCUCGGUAUUCUGGGCAAGAUGGCGGACGUGCUGGAUCUUCAUGAGGCGGGCGGAGAGGAUUUUGCUAUGGAUGAGGAUGGGGACGAGAGCAUCCACAAGCUGAAGGAAAAGGCCAAGAAGAGGAAGGGCCGUGGCUUCGGCUCAGAAGAAGGAUCCCGCGCUCGGGUGCGCGAAGAUUACGACAGCGUCGAGCAGGACGGGGAUGAGCCAGGGCCACAGAGAUCCGUGGAGGGCUGGAUCCUGUUUGUGACAGGGGUGCACGAGGAGGCCACAGAGGAGGAUGUGCACGACCGAUUCGCUGAAUUUGGGGAGAUUAAGAACAUCCAUCUGAACCUGGACCGGCGCACAGGAUACUUAAAGGGCUACACGCUGGUGGAGUAUGAGACGUACAAGGAGGCGCAGGCAGCCAUGGAGGGGCUCAACGGGCAGGAGCUCAUGGGGCAGCCGGUCAGCGUUGACUGGUGCUUCGUCAGGGGCCCCCCCAAGGGCAAGCGGAGGGGUGGGCGCCGGCGGAGCCGCAGUCCGGACCGGCGUCGCCGAUGAUGGAUCCAGACUUCCACCCGUUUGUGUUGAGACCAUACUGGGGGAAACUGGGAAAACUGGGAUUUGUACACAGCCUUGAGGAGCCAAACCAGCUCCAUCCCUGGGAAAAUUUGGGGUUUAUGGAAUUUUAUUGUUUUCAAAGGACAAAU
Messenger RNA from Cinclus cinclus, 718 nucleotides. It is a transcript of the gene RBM8A, whose product is annotated as RNA binding motif protein 8A. Gene Ontology annotation, molecular function: mRNA binding. The transcript is spliced from 6 exons. Gene Ontology annotation, cellular component: nucleus; exon-exon junction complex; cytoplasm. The record is from RefSeq and is a predicted model, not a curated record. Gene Ontology annotation, biological process: RNA splicing. NCBI's taxonomy places the organism in Eukaryota, Metazoa, Chordata, Aves, Passeriformes, Cinclidae. Bases 45 to 569 code for a protein of 174 amino acids.